Molecule: messenger RNA, 739 nt
Organism: Ruditapes philippinarum (Manila clam)
Lineage: Eukaryota; Metazoa; Mollusca; Bivalvia; Venerida; Veneridae
Exons: 3
Coding region: 261-596 (111 amino acids)
Source: RefSeq, a predicted model, not a curated record
UGUAUGAAUCGGAUAGUGGCACUGAUGAGAAUGAGACAGACACAGAGAGUAGGCCACCACAAGUUAUUGACCAAGCAACAACGCCCAAAGAGUCACAAAGCCUACUUUCAUCUCCGCCUCGCUUAUCUGCAUAGGCAUUGCGUGAGGCCAGCAGUGAUGUGCAAAGUGCUUCUCCAAUACAAGGUGCUUCUGAUACACCCUUCCGUGGGCAGAUUAUUGGGCCCACUGCUGUUACACAGAUUCUCCGAGUCUUGGAGACAAUGCGAGAGAAGAAUCGUGAUAUUAAGAGGAUGGUGCAGCGAAUGCUGUUAAGGUCAGCAGCAGAUGACCAACCGCUGCAACUUCCGAAAGAUAUCUCAUUCCCUUUUCGUUAUCCUGAGCUGAUGGAAGCAUUCGAUAAGCUUCUGGGAGAUCAGACAAUGCUCUCAUCUGUGGUGCGGUUCCUCUCAAUGUUUGGUAUGGCAGAUGUACGGGAAACUGUUGACCGCUUGAUGAAAAAAACCAUGUCAAAUGAACUGGCAAGAAUGUACAAUAUGAAGUGGCUGAAGGGGAAGAAAAAGGUUUGUGGGCCUCUAGAUACUGAAUGUAUUGUAUAGUAAGUGAUAUUUUACAAAUUUGCAAAGUGGUGUCUUCAAAAUAGAUAUAUUAUCCAAGAUCUUGUUAUUGUGUCUUCGGGUAUUGCUUUAAUGAAGGAAAAUGCUUGACUAGCUUUUAUGGAAAUUAAUAAGAGAGAAUAUUU